Molecule: messenger RNA, 429 nt
Organism: Coccinella septempunctata (seven-spotted ladybird)
Lineage: Eukaryota; Metazoa; Arthropoda; Insecta; Coleoptera; Coccinellidae
Exons: 2
Coding region: 48-389 (113 amino acids)
Molecular function (GO): odorant binding
Source: RefSeq, a predicted model, not a curated record
GAGAGUUUUUUAUAAAUACAUCAGUCGAAUCCAUUUUUCGCACAGCCAUGUUCUGCCGUUUUGCUUUGUUCUUGCUUUGUCUUACCUUCGUGUCUUCUACGCUAGAAAAAAAAUUCCACGUGAAAUGCUUGUCGGAAACAAAAGUCUCCCUGAGGGAAGUCAGAGAGGCCAACUACACGGAUGUGAGGAGUUUAUCUGACGCCCUGCUUUACUACAUAAAAUGUGUGGAAAUCAAGGAAAACUACAUAAACGAAAACGGAAGGGUCUUGGAGAAGAGGUAUAGAGAAAAGCUAAACUCAGAGACAGAUAGGAUAAUUACAUGCUUGAAAGAACUGCCUGCAGUUUACGACAGUAAGGAGAUCAAGAUGUUCAUUCAGUGUUUCAACUGAAAAUGUCUGCUGUUAAUUUGAAAUAAAAAUUAUAAGAAUC